Messenger RNA from Cercospora beticola, 1423 nucleotides. RefSeq lists its product as uncharacterized. The record is from RefSeq and is a predicted model, not a curated record. NCBI's taxonomy places the organism in Eukaryota, Fungi, Ascomycota, Dothideomycetes, Mycosphaerellales, Mycosphaerellaceae. Gene Ontology annotation, molecular function: hydrolase activity.
CUCACUUUCACUACAGUAACGUCUCCUAUCGUCGAGUAUCACUUUGUAUCUUACCUUCUAAUUCUGCUAAGGCUCAGACUCAAGGCAGGAGUGAGGUCAAGACCACCGCAAAUCCUCGCACGAACAUAUUAACUAUUUGAUUCCACACCAUGCACACGAAGAAAGUGGUAUCGCCACUUCUGUUGGCAGCUCCUGCAGCAUUGGCCCAAGAAACAGGAACCGGAUCAUGUACCGACGUGCACAUCUUCAUUGCACGAGGCUGGAACGAACCCUAUCCUGGUCGCCAUGAGAAACUGGUCAACGACAUUUGUGCAGACGUGUCUGGCUCGAGAUGCGAUUAUGAGGACAUCGUCUAUCCUGCUGCGUCCAGCGACUACUGCAAUGCAGUAUCGACGGGGAGCAACAAUGGAAAGCAACAAAUCGAAGCUUACUACGCCAAAUGUCCGGACAGCAAGCUUGUCUUGAGCGGCUACAGCCAAGGAGCCAACAUCAUUGGCGACAUCCUAACUUCUGGCAGCUGCGGAUCAAGUACUGGCCUGGACAGCGCGUCUGGUGCGAGCUGCAGUAUCGCCGCGGCACUUCUGUUUGGCGACCCGCUCCACCAGCCGAAUAAGCCGUACAACUACCUGGAUGGCAAUGCCGGUCAAGGAACAGGUGGACCACGAUCAGAAGCUUCCAACCAAAUAUUGGAUAGCUACACUCCCAGGCUCAGGUCCUACUGUGCAAAAGACGAUCUUGUUUGCGCUCCUGGCCAGGGUGCAGAUACCGUCGAAGCUCACACCAAUUACUUCGAUGUGUAUUCGCGAGAUGCCGCCUCCUGGGUCGCCGAGCUUGUGAAAUCUUUCCCGGAGGAUGGUUACUGUUCUGUCCCAAAGACCUCUUCGACCAGCAGCACUGUCACCACCAGUACUGCAGAAGUCAGCAGCGCAGCAUCAGCGUCAGCGUCAGCGAGCAUCACUUCGUCCGUUCCCGUUGCAACCCCGUCUUCUAGAUCUAGCUCUCCAUCAUGGUCGACCAGCUACGCAAACUGCACGUCCACGUCAUCAUCUCCGACAACGACUGUUGCUGGCAAGCCUGCAGUUGUCAUCUCCACCACUGAAGUCGCCACGACAACACUCUGGAACUUCCCUACCCUUGUUAUCACCAAGGCCUCUCCAGUGGCGACUUCCUAUAUUGGCAGUGUCGGGUGGAGCAACGGAACUGCGCCAACUGGAACAGGCGCUGGAUCUUGGACGUCGAGCACAUCCGCGCCCAGUGCCACUCCUUACACUGGUGGUGCAAGCGGCGUGCAAGCUCUUGGUUGGGCUGCUGGCGCCGUGGCUGCUGUCACUUUGAUGAUACUUUAGGGCUAUGGUGUCUGGUAACGAAGAUAAUGUAUAGAUGUUAAGCCGGCAGAGAGGUGCUGCGGGGCCGAACAGGGCUG